GCAGUUUGUGGGCUGUGCUGUGAAGAGAGAUGGAGUUUGUUAGCUGUGCUGUGAGGAGAUGCCCAUAAGAAAUCACCAAGAAGGUUGGGACUCGGAGUACUGUGUCCUAGUCACAAAGAGAGGCAGAGACGCAGAGGGGACUGUCGGCUGGUGCAGGCAGAACCAAAAGAUAUUUAAUCAGCAAUUAGAAACACCUGAGGGCAAGGGAAAUUCUACUCCAGCCUCAAGCCUCAUCUCUCAGCCUGCAGCAUGACCCCUGCCUCAUUCACUGCAUGUGAUGGACCUGCUCUGAGGUAAAUCAGAGUUACACAGUGAAGGACACCAUCUGUAGGACCCCUGCCUCAUUUGUCAGGCUGCUCGGCAGAAUGGCCACGGAGGAGCGGCACCUCUCCUCCAGCUGUGGGUCCUUCAUCAAGACCGAGCCCUCAAGCCCAUCUUCCGGCAUUGACGCCAUCAGCCACCACAGCCCGAGCGGCUCCUCCGACGCCAGCGGUGGCUACGGGAUGGCCAUGGGGGGCCACCCCAAUGGCCUGGACUCGCCACCCAUGUUCAAUGGCACGGGCAUUGGCAGCGGGUCCUGCCGCAAGCGCUACGACGACUGCGCCAGCGCCAUCAUGGAGGACUCGCCCACCAAGUGCGAGUACAUGCUCAACGCCAUCCCCAAGCGGCUGUGCCUGGUGUGCGGGGACAUCGCCUCGGGGUACCACUACGGCGUGGCUUCCUGCGAGGCGUGUAAAGCCUUCUUCAAGAGGACUAUUCAAGGGAAUAUUGAGUACAGCUGCCCGGCCACCAAUGAGUGUGAGAUCACGAAACGGAGGCGCAAGUCCUGUCAGGCCUGUCGCUUCAUGAAAUGCCUCAAAGUGGGGAUGCUAAAAGAAGGUGUUCGUCUGGAUCGAGUCCGUGGAGGCCGUCAGAAAUACAAAAGGAGACUGGAUUCUGAGAGCAGCACUUACCUGAGCUUACAGAUCCCUCCCCCAGCUAAAAAGCCAUUGACUAAGAUCGUCUCCCACUUGCUGGUGGCUGAGCCAGAGAAGAUUUAUGCCAUGCCUGAUCCAACCAUGCCGGAGAGUGACAUCAAAGCCCUGACAACCCUCUGUGACCUGGCAGACAGGGAACUGGUGGUGAUCAUUGGCUGGGCAAAGCACAUCCCAGGGUUCUCCAACCUCUCCCUUGGAGACCAGAUGAGCCUUCUGCAGAGUGCCUGGAUGGAAAUUCUCAUCCUGGGCAUUGUGUACCGCUCCCUGCCAUACGAGGACAAGCUGGUCUAUGCUGAGGACUACAUAAUGGAUGAAGAGCACUCUCGUCUGACAGGGCUGCUGGAGCUCUACCUGGCCAUCCUACAGCUGGUGCGCCGCUAUAAGAAGCUCAAGGUGGAAAAGGAGGAGUUUGUCACACUCAAAGCUCUGGCCCUCGCCAACUCAGACUCCAUGCACAUAGAGGACAUGGAUGCAGUGCAGAAACUCCAGGACCUUCUCCACGAAGCCCUGCAGGACUACGAGCUGAGUCAGCGCAAUGAGGAGCCCCGGAGAGCAGGCAAGCUGCUCCUGACCUUGCCCCUCCUGCGGCAGACGGCCGCUAAAGCUGUGCAGCACUUCUACAGCAUCAAACUGCAGGGCAAGGUUCCCAUGCAUAAACUCUUCCUAGAAAUGCUAGAGGCAAAGGUCUGACAGUCCCAGCACCAGUCGACAGUGGCCGGGAACAAACUAGAAACAAAGACGCAGACAACGGAGCAAUCCAAACAGCAGCAGCAGCCACCGCCGGCUUUUAUCUCCAAUCAUUUAUUAUGGAAGAAUUAUUUAAUGUCUAUCUGUCGGCGUGACUGCAGAAUCUUGUGUACAGGAGGGGGGAAACUUUUAAUCAGUCACCUGUUUCUCUUUUUUUCGUUGUUUUCUCUGUGGGAAAUACCAGAUUAUGCUCUUGCACUUGUUGAGGCAUCGUGGGGGCUCAGCCCCUCUGAUCAGUGAUGCUCUCAGCGCUGUCCAGGCUGCCUGCUCCCCAGCACCCUCUGCCAGUUCUGGAGGGGAGUGGGGACAGAAGCAGGAAGAGAGGAAGAAUAGAGUCAAUAUAAACUUUAUCUGCAGGUGUUAUGAGGGGUCAGUUAGAAAGGGAUGCAGCCACGGUCCUUCUUUUUGUCACCUUUCUUCCUCUUACCAUAGAGUAGAUGCUCCUUUGGAGAACAAUGCUGCUGGACCUCUCCUGAACAAAAAGGCUGCCUCCCAGACUCCUCUAACACUUGUACAUACAGCCCCCACUUCUUACUGAGAAAGCUGCUCCUAACUGUGUAAGAUAUUCUGCGACCUUGUACAGUGUGUCAUUACGCCUGGCUAGUCCCUCCCGUGUACAAUCCCUGCAGGCCCCUGAAGAGGUAGGAUGUAUGUCCCUGAGAAAAUGCAAGUCUUUCCCAAAUGGCAAGAGAGCAGAGCCUGAUGUUAUACUUCAGUGCUGGGUUGACUUGAUAAUCUCUGCAUCCUCUCCUAUGUGGUGCUAACUACAAUUCUUCCACACUUUUCACCCCAUAGUGUAUCACACCUGCCUCUUCAGCUCAGCUGAGUGCCAUUCCCCACCUGUUCCUUGUGGCAGAGAACACAAGGCUUUGUCUGCAUGGUUACUGCCCAAGUAAAAAUACACCCCAAACCAGAUCUUUCCUAGACUUCAUUAGAGCUCUUUGGCUCCACAGAGACUAGGCUUAUUGCCAAAUUCUAGUUAGGAAUCAAGGGCACUGCUUUUCAGAGGAGGCAGCUCUAGAGCCUGAGAGAUUGCUUUAUUGUGGCCAGCUAGAGAAAUAAAUUAGAGGAUGGCAUGAAACCCCUGAUACUCCAACUACUGUCUUCCCCUGCCUCAUCCCAUUAUCCUCAACAGCAGGAAAAGAGCUAGCAUAGAUUAUACCUGGGGAUGGUAGGAGGUUCUCUUGCUGAUCAGAAAGCAAAUACCUGACCUUGGGGUGGUGGGAGAAGAACAGGGGGAGUGUUUAUUUACUCUUAUAUAACCAGGUUCCUACUGUCUCCAAGACCUGGUUUAGAUCUGCUGCCUAAGCCAUAACUGCUGCAUUCCCAGUCGCCAGAGGGGAAUGUAGGUGACUGACAAAACUGACUGUCGGUGUUCUCUGAAACUUUAUUUUCUAGGUCACUUAGUUUUAAGCCAUCCUGAGCUGACAAAACCUGAGUGUAUUCUCUUUUUUUGUGGUCAACAGCAUGGCACUUGUGGUGAGAAAAAACCUCUGAUCUACAUUUGAGACACCACUAACUCUACUGUGUCUGUUCUCCUCAAGCUUCCACCCCUUCCUAGCUUCCCCAGGAGAAGGGUAGUGUGUAAGAGGAGUAAAUUGCCCUCAGGAGGAAGUCUUCCAAACCAGGGUUGAGGUGUGUGAUCAGAAACACUGGGUGCUUGUUUUCUGCUGGAGCAGAAUGUGUCCCAGCAGGGCUGUCAAUACUGCAGACCCCUGCCCUGGCAGGCUCAGACACAGAGGGGCUGGCAUGUGACCUCUCAGCUCUCAUAGCCAGCCCACACCUUGAACUUAAGUUGUUAGUUCCUUUUCAUCUCCUUUGACUUCUUCUUAUGUUACACAGUGACUCGUUUUGUACUCACCUG
Molecule: messenger RNA, 3588 nt
Organism: Zonotrichia leucophrys gambelii
Lineage: Eukaryota; Metazoa; Chordata; Aves; Passeriformes; Passerellidae
Gene: ESRRB
Product: estrogen related receptor beta
Exons: 9
Coding region: 366-1667 (433 amino acids)
Biological process (GO): nuclear receptor-mediated steroid hormone signaling pathway; regulation of transcription by RNA polymerase II
Cellular component (GO): nucleus; chromatin
Molecular function (GO): nuclear receptor activity; steroid binding; nuclear steroid receptor activity
Source: RefSeq, a predicted model, not a curated record